GUUAUCCAUUUAAAAUGUAGCACUGUGUACAUGACCUUCCUAAAGUCCAUAACUAUCCCUUCCUCUCAGGAACCAUAAGUUCGAAAAACAAAUAUUUUAAAAUGCUCCUUUUGGUGCUUAGGUCUCUGUAUCCCAGCCUUGAUUGAUUUCAGUGGUUUCAUCCUCAGGAGCACCUUAGAAAUGAGCCACGGAAGGGUUUUUCUAUGCCAUGAGAGAACAGGACACAUGCCACCAAGAAACAGGUUAAGUCAAUUCCUGGUAUUCCAGACUAGUGGGAUAUUAUAUUAAGACUUUGUCGCUCCCCUCACUUUUUCCUAUCUGACAAAACAUGUCCGUCCCCCACCCCGCCGCCAAAUGUGUGUGUGUGUGUGUGUGUGUGUGUAUGUAGGUAUAUCUGUAUAUAUAUAUAUAUACAUAUAUAUGUGCACACACAAUUCAUAUAGGCUUUUAGCCAAAUGGGUUGGGAAUUGGAAACUGACUUUAAAAAUGGUGUGGGUUACGGGAAUCAAUAAAAUUGAAGAAGCAGGAAGGGAUCAUAUUGUAGCACAAAGGUAACUUGGCUAGAAUCACAAAGUUAGAUACUGGUCAAAUGUGAAUGCUUUGUGUUUUAUAACUUGACAUGAGAAUAUACCUUUUUACUGUACUUUAAUAUUUCUACAUUUGGCAUAGUUAAAACCAGAAAAUGCACAAAAGGCUCAAUAAGCAAAACAUGUUAGGGAUUACAUGGUUUACACAUAAACCCCUGAUUUUCUUCAAACCCAUUUUGUACCACUAGAUUGAAUUUCUAUUUUGAACUCUCAGGAGACAUUUUAGGAAAAGCAUACAAAGGCCAAGAUGACCUUGGUUACUGUGAACCAGUUACAGACAGACAAAAAACUAGAGAAAGUUGUUUCAUCAGGGUAGGUUUUUGUCUGAAGGAGAAAGGUUUAGUAUAUAGAUUCACAACCCACAAGGGGGUUUGCAGGGCUUAGUGUCCCCGUUGUGUUGCUGAUUUAUUGGAUUGUUUCUGUUACUAAUUCAUACUAAUGUCACAUCUUCAGGAAAGGUGGCUACAAAAGUCAGCCUUAGGCUUAUAUUCUGAGGCCCCUGGAGCUCUCAGCUUAACUUCUAAUAUGAAUUCUAAUAGACUCAUAGAUUGAGCAGAAAGUCAUACAAGUAAGUACAGAAGAGAAAAUGUAAUAGGUAAAAGUAUUAGGAUAAAACAGGUGCAAACAUUUAAACAAUUAUUAAUGCAAGCAGGCCCAGAAAUGUACACUGGCAGAUGAUCUUAGAAAAGCUGUGACACCUAACCCUAUCGCUUAAGAGCUGUAAUGAACGUUCAUAUGCAGAUUUUAAAUCAAGUUCUUUACAUAAAGGAUGUGAAAAACCGCAAAGAUGUCUAUCUCAAGAUGGAUUAAAAAACGGCAGAAAAUACAACAGAGGUGUUAGGUGUCAAAUUAUAGAUAUCACACAAUUUGGGGGACUUUCCUGAAAUACAAAGCCUUGUUGCCCAGCCGGUACUCCCUAAAAUUGCCCAGGACAGACACCUGCGUGUACUCACGCCUACUGUGAGCUUCUCCACUGUCCCCACUCUGCUCUGAUCUCAAAUGUUAGGCUGAGGACGGCUAGGAGAGAGGGGCUUGGUGGGCUACAGUCCAUGGGGGUCACAAAGAGACACGACUAGCGACUGAACAACAGCUCGUGCCAGUCGAGGCACACAAUGUGUGAAAACGGCACACAAUGACAGCAUUUGCGAGGCUCCCAAAUGGGACACCUAGACCAGGCUCAGUCAGAUUCGCUCAAAGAUAACGCGCGCCUGGGGGUGCACCGCCCACAGUCUAGGUGCCAGGGCCCUCGGGUCCCAGGAUCCUGAGCUGCGUGGACUCGGCGCCCACCACCCGGCAGGCUCUGGGGCGAUUCCGCGCAUGCGCCCUCUGACGUAGUGGCGACGCCAGCGGCGAAUCCUCGCUUGUCGUCGUCGUCGUGGAGUUAAAGCAGCAGCGGUGUUUUCCCGCGCUUUUCUUGGGCGUCUCAGGGUUCUUUUCAGCAUCUGAAGACUUUAUUAUCUAUUAUGUCUUUGUGUGAAGACAUGCUGCUUUGUAAUUAUCGCAAGUGUCGUGUCAAACUCUCUGGUUAUGCAUGGGUCACUGCCUGCUCUCAUAUAUUCUGUGAUCAGCAUGGUAGCGGUGAGUUUAGUCGUUCACCAGCUAUCUGCCCUGCCUGCAAUAGUACUCUUUCUGGAAAGCUAGAUAUUGUCCGCACAGAACUCAGUCCAUCAGAGGAAUAUAAAGCCAUGGUAUUGGCGGGACUUCGACCAGAGAUUGUAUUGGACAUCAGCUCCCGAGCGCUGGCCUUCUGGACAUACCAGGUACACCAGGAGCGUCUCUAUCAAGAAUACAAUUUCAGCAAGGCAGAGGGCCAUCUGAAACAGAUGGAAAAGAUAUAUACUCAGCAAAUACAGAGCAAGGAUGUAGAAUUGACCUCUAUGAAAGGGGAGGUCACCUCCAUGAAGAAAGUGCUAGAAGAAUAUAAGAAAAAGUUCAGUGACAUUUCUGAGAAACUUAUGGAGCGAAAUCGCCAGUAUCAAAAGCUCCAAGGCCUCUAUGAUAGCCUUAGGCUGCGAAAUAUCACUAUUGCUAACCAAGAUAGUACUCUUGAACCAUCUAUGAUUGCACAGUCUGGUGUUUUUGGCUUCCCAUUAGGGAACAACUCCAAGUUUCCUUUGGACAGUACACCAGUUCGAAAUCGGGGUGGUGGAGAUGGAGAUUUUCAGUUCAGACCAUUUUUUGUGGGUUCUCCCACAGCACCUGAACCUGCCAACAGCUUUUUUAGUUUUGCCUCCCCAAAUAAUGAAUUAGAGCAGCAGCCAGUCUCUAGCAGGGCCUUUAAAGUAAAAAGAAUUUAGUUGACCUCACAGAAUUUUCUCUGUUCACUUUCAGUUCAUUUAGUAAAUAAUCAUUGUUUCACAUAGGAGUCACCAGCCUUUUGUGUUUGUACUGAAUCUUCCAAGUUGUCUUCACAUUUCCAAUUUAUAAGAGAUUAAGUGGCCGUGGGCUGCGGGUGGCUUCAGAUUUCCUUUUCAGUUUCUUUUAUUAAACUCAAUUUUAGGGUAAACUGUUUUCACUGGUAGCAAAAAGCUUACAAUGUUUUUGGGUGUUUGUAGAUCACCAUUUGUUUAUGUUUGAGCUAUUUCUGGCUGAGCCCUAUGUUUAAGUAUACUGUAUAAGCACCUCUGUUUUAUGUCUACAUGUCAGCUUGGGUUCUGGUGUGUAUAGGUUCCUUUACAUUUCUUUUUGUUGUUGCAUUUGACAGUAUGUUUAUGUGAAAAUUUUGGUUUCAGGAACUAGUGAGUGAGCUUGUAGCUUGUUAUUUGGAAACAUAUAUUUAUUUGUAUAUACUUAAUGUAUUUGCCCAUGUAUGAACUUGUUUGGAGGUGUCAUGUCAGUGAAUGAAGGAAGGUACAAUUUGAUGCAUGUAUGUUUAGCUCCUAUUUCUAUUUAAGAGUAAUUCACAUUGAUAAAGUUAUGUUGAAAGCUGACUUUUUGGCAUUUAAGAUAAAAUUACUUCUUUUUUUUUUUUGCUAGCUGUUGCCCUGGAUCUGCUUAUUUAGGAAUGCACUUCUACUGCAGGAAGCUUGCCAGUAUGUUGUUGAUCUCAAGAUUACAGUAAUUAAAAUACUUUUAAUGAUU
Messenger RNA from Cervus elaphus (red deer), 3668 nucleotides. It is a transcript of the gene CCNB1IP1, whose product is annotated as cyclin B1 interacting protein 1. Gene Ontology annotation, molecular function: ubiquitin protein ligase activity. The transcript has 4 exons. Gene Ontology annotation, cellular component: synaptonemal complex. The record is from RefSeq and is a predicted model, not a curated record. Gene Ontology annotation, biological process: reciprocal meiotic recombination. Lineage: Eukaryota; Metazoa; Chordata; Mammalia; Artiodactyla; Cervidae. Bases 2051 to 2884 code for a protein of 277 amino acids.